GGGGAAACAGGACAGUCAAACCUAUCAGACCACUCCGUCAGCCCAGACAAAGCCAUCAAAGACUUUGAGAAGAAGUUCAAAGACAAGACGAAGAACAGCUGGAAGGAGCGGGACAACUUUGUGUCUCACCCGUGGAAGUACACCCUUAUAGAGGUGGAUGGAGACCAGGAUAAAGAGGUCAAGGUAACGGUGGUGUGCUGGAUCUCAGGACUGCUAGGGACUCUGAUAGAUAGGUGGUCAGACUGCAACUUUACACUGACUCUCACUCAUUAUUGCUUUGCUGUGUCAAUUUGUUAUCUCUCUAUAACAUGCUCUCGUCUGGCUUUUGCAGGUGGACAAUGUUGAUGGGAAGAUUGUCAAGGGGCCCAAAAACAUCCUGCCUUGCACCCUGAAUAACCCCACACAGAAGCUCAUCCAUCUCAUCUUUAGCAACGACAUGUUCAAAGAGGCCAUGGAGUGCAUGGACCUAGGUGGGUGUCAAUCUCAGUCCAGCCCACCACCUUUACCGCUACAGCACUGAAUCAAUCCUCUGUUCCUCAGUCAUUAAGCAUGGGUGGGGUCUGUCUAUGUACAUUUUUUUUUACAUUUUUAGUCAUUUAGCAGACACUCUUAUCCAGAGCGACUUACAGUUAGUGAGUGCAUACUUUUAUUUUGUAAUUAUUAUUAUUUUUCUUUUUUUUUUUCUCUUUUUUUCAUACUGGCCCCCCGUGGGAAUCGAACCCACAACCCUGGCGUUGCAAACGCCAUGCUCUACUAACUACAUCCCUGCACAUGUUCUGUUAUGUAACAUACCUGUUUGACUGGACUGCUUGUUGUAUUGUAUUCUACUCUCAGUGGAAUUAUACACAGUACUUGGCUGUUAAACUGAAGUCUCUGUGAUCAAAGAGGUAUCCUAAAUCAUUAACUAGAGUCAUUUAAAUAGAGGGUAAAGCCUGGCGAUCUGGAGAUAAAUGUCUAAUCCAUAUAAAACCCAGUCUGUCUGAUCAAUAAUGUAAAUGGCGCCUGACUGUACAAUUUAUUGUUUUGGGCUGAAGCUUAUUCAGCUGUGUUGCGAGUUCCCCAACAACCACCUUGACCAACGUAGAGGAGAGCAGUCAACAUAAAGCUAUGUAAACUGUGCAGGUGUCUAACAUAUGAACUCAGACAGAGCGGUAAUAUGUGUAUAAUCAUCAUCUCCUCCCUGGUUGUCGCGCUCUCUCUCUAUGGACCACCAGACAUAAAGAAGAUUCCCCUGGGGAAGCUGAGCACGCUGCAGAUCGCCAAGGGCUUUGAAGUGCUGGAGGAGAUUGAGGGAGCCAUGAACGCCAGCCGGACCAGCAUGACCAAACUGGAGGAGCACUCCUCCAAGUUCUUCACCACCAUUCCACACAACUUUGGACGCACCAGGCCCCCGGUCAUCGACAGCUCUGAGAUCAUAGAGAAGAAGAAGGAGUUGCUUCUGGUGAGAUCUACUUGAUCAACUUGUACUUAAUUAGAUCUGACACAGUAUUGUGCUUUGUGGAAUGACAUUGAUAUUGGUCAGUACUAUUUAGGGCCAAUAGUUUUUUUUUUAUAGCCUACAAGAAGGACCCAGAGUUUUGGUAAAAGGUACAACUCCUGGCCGUAACCAUGAUGAGUAGUCUUGUCCAGGCCUGAUCCCAUCUCUCCUUCCUCCUGCUGCUCCCUGCAGGUGCUGGCUGAUAUAGAGAUAGCCCAGAACCUGAAGGCUGAGACUGAGAAGACCCAGGAGCUGAUGGAGGUGGAGAAAGUACCUCAUUCACUGGACCAGAACUAUCUGUCUCUCAACUGCAAACUCUGUCUACUAGAUAGAGAAACACAGGAAUUCAAGGUACAGUCGCCUCUAAUGGAAGUUACAUUUUAUACAAACACGGCUGUAUUGUUGUAGAUGUAAAAAUCAUAGUCAUACAAAACUUUAGUGAUACUGAUAUACUCAUUGUGGCAUUGCAAUAUUGGUGACUCUAUUUACUGAGACAAGACGAUAUACAAUAUUAUUCUCUGUGGUCUAAAGUAACUAUUGAGCUUCCAUUGUAUUUCCAUUCUUGUCUAAUUUAAAGGUAAUUGAGAAAUACCUGAAGGCCACUGCACAUAGCCACAGCCAGCCAAAGAUUAUAGAUGUCUGGGAGGUAGAGAGCGAGACUGAGGUGGGUAACACAUGACACAACUACUUCAUCAUAAUAAUGUUAGCAUGUAAUACAGCGUGAAUUUGUAUUGAUUCAUUACUUAUUUGGUGUGAGCUUGAUUGUUGUAAUGAAGUUGAGAAUCUCUUCUUUUUUUGGCUAAAAAGUACACGGGUCCCUCUAUUAAAGUGACUAUGUUUGUGCGUUAGGUCAAGGAUUCUGUACUCCUAUCUACAUAUCUGUGUGUGGGUAUUGUUUUCGGCAGGCGGAGCGGUUCAGGGAGAAUGACAGCCUGGAGAACCGACGUCUGCUGUGGCACGGCACCAAUGUGGCGGUGGUUGCGGCCAUCUUGAAGGGUGGCCUGCAUAGUCACUUCAUGCCAAAGUCAGGGGGCCGUGUAGGCAGGGGCAUCUACUUUGCCUCGGAGAUCAGCAAGUCUGCUAAAUACGGUGAGGUUCUACCCCAGCAUUACAGUGCAUUCGGAAAGUAUUCCGACCCCUUGACUUUUUCCACAUUUUGUUAUGUUACAGCCUUAUUCUAAAAUGGAUUUUUUUUUUUUUUACAUUUUCCUCUAUACCCCAAAAUGACAAAGCAAAUGGGGAAUUUAAAAAACGGAAAUAUCACAUUUACCUAAGUAUUCAGACCCUUUACUCAGUACUAUGUUGAAGCACCUUUUGCAGCGAUUACAGCCUCACGUCUUCUUGGGUAUGACGCUACAAGCUUGGCACACUUGUAUUUGGGAGUUUCUUCCAUUCUUCUCUGAAGAUCCUCUCAAGCUCUGUCAGGUUGGAUGAGGAGCAUCACUGCACAUUUAUUUUCAGGUCUCUCCAGAGAUGUUCGAUCGGGUUCAAGUCUGGGCUCUGGCUGGGCCACUCAAGGACAUUCAGAGACUUGUCCCGAAGGCACUCCUGUGUUGUCUUCGCUGUGUGCUUAGAGUCGUUGCCUGUUAAUACUGCUGGACCAGAUGGGGGAGAGUGGUAAGCUUAAUUUCAGACAAAGACAAGAUGGUAGUUUGCUACACAUUCCUGUGUCAACUUUAGUAUAUCUAAACUGUUCAUCUCUUGAGCAUCCAGGGUUGAAGCACGAAAUCCUCUCUCCUCCCCUACAGGGGGAAACAGGACAGUCAAACCUAUCAGACCACUCCGUCAGCCCAGACAAAGCCAUCAAAGACUUUGAGAAGAAGUUCAAAGACAAGAUGAAGAACAGCUGGAAGGAGCGGCUUUUUGGCAAACUCCAAGCAGGCUGUCGUGCCUUUUACUGAGGAGUGGCUUCAGUCUGGCCACUCUACCAUAAAGGCCUGAUUGGUGGAGUGCUGCAGAGAUGGUUGUCGUUCUGGAAGGUUCUCCCAUCUCCACAGAGGAACUCUGGAGCUCUGUCAAGAGUGACCAUCGGGUUCUUGGUCACCUCCCUGACCAAGGCCCUUUUUUCACUUGAUUGCUCAGUUUGGCCGGGCGGCCAGCUCUAUGAAGAGUCUUGGUGGUUCCAAACUUCUUCCAUUUAAGAAUGAAGGAGGCCAUUUUUGUUCUUGGGGAUCUUCAAUGCUGCAGACAUUUUUUGGUACCCUUGCCCAGAUCUGUGCCUCGACACAAUCCUGUCUCGGAGCUCUACUGACAAUUCCUUCAACCUCAUGGCUUGGUUUUUGCUCUUGGGACCUUGUAUAGGCAGGUGUGUGCCUUUCCAAAUCAUGUCCAAUCAAUUGAAUUUACAACAGGUGGACUCCAAUGAAGUUGUAGAAACAUCUCAAGGAUGAUCAAUGGAAACAGGAUGCCUUGUGUGUAGAUUGAUGAGGAAAAAAAUGAAUUUAAUCAAUUUUAGAAUGAGGCCGUAACGUAACAAAAUGUAGAAAAAGUCAAGGGGUCUGAAUGUUUUCCGAAUGCACUCUAGGACAGACACUUCAAAAUAAACUUCCUUUAGUUUUUUAAGUGUCUCUCCUACAGUGCAUUCGGAAAGUAUUCAGACCCCUUUACUUUUUCCACAUUUUGUUACGUUACGGCCUCUCGGGGGGCCUACGGAUCCGGGGGGACGGGGGUGGUCUGCCGUUCACUGGAAUGAAAACCCAACUUGGAAUGGGGAGGGGCUUUAGCGGUUGGAAUAGUGGAGAACAAUUGGAGGGUUACUUAGUAGCAAUGCAAAUAUCAUGGUACAGCUAUAUGGACACUCAAUCACUAUGGUACUUUUUAAUGGUACAUUUAGAAACAUAUAUUAUGAUAAAUAGAUUUGAAACUUGUAUCUCAUUAUGGUAGAUCGUGAAAUAAGUAUAGCGAGUUAUAAUUGUAAUGGCUUAGCAGAUAAUAAGAAAAGAAGAACAAUAUUAACCUGGCUCAAAGAGAAGGAAUAUAAUAUCUAUUGUUUACAGGAAACUCAUUCAACAAUUUUAGAUAAAGUUGUGUGGGAAAAUAACUCUGGGGGCGGAAAUAUACUUCUCCCAUGGGCAAAGAAACUCAAAAGGGGAGAUGAUAUUAAUUAACAGUAAUUUUGAUUUUAAAUAUGUUAUGGGACCAUAAACAGAUAUGGCUCAUUAACCUUUAAGGACCAAAUAAUGAUGAUCCACACUUCUUUGAAAAUAUAUAUCAUAAAUGUUCAACCCUGCAAGCAAUACAAGACUCUAUUAUUAUGGUGGGAGAUUAUAAUACUGUUUUAAAUACCUCAAUGGACCGUAAAGGAAAUCACACUACAAACGAUCACCCUCAUGCUCUUAAGGAAAUCAUGAAUGUCAUGGAUAUAUUGGAACUAGUGGAUAUAUGGAGGCUUAAAUAUCCUGACCUAGUGAGAUAUACAUGGCGGAGGCUCAAUCAAACUUCUUUCUUAUGUCAUUCUCGUUGGCACCAGAAGUUUAAAAAGUGUUGGUAGGGGACAGAAUGCGGUCGGACCAUCAGAUAAUUGGCAUAUACAUCACUCUUACUGAAUUUCCACGUGGGUGAGGAUAUUGGAAAUGUAAUCAAAGCCUAUUGUAUGAUAACUUGUUUUUAACUACGACAGAGGAAUUUAUAACUGAAUUCUUCCGACAUAACAUAGGGACAGCAAAUCCCCUUAUUGUAUGGGACACUUUUAAAUGUGCCUUUAGAGGCCAUGCAAUUCAGUACUCAUCUCUAAAAUAAAAGCAAUUUAGGUCAAAAGAGUCCAUACUAACAAAGGAAACAGAAGGUCUAACAGAACAGAUAGAUAGCAAUAAAAACUGUACCAUAGAGGCUCAGAAUAAGUUAGAGGAAAAACAAAAAUAAAUGGAGGAACUUAUUCAAGAAAGAUCAAGUGUAAUAUAUUAUAAAAAAUAAAGCAAACUGGAUGGAAUAUGGGGAAAAAUGCACCAAAUUAUGUUUUUAUCUUCAACAUAGAAAUGCUACCAAAAAGAAUUGACUGAAAUUGGUUACAAAUGACGGAGUCACCCAUGAUUCACCAAAUUAUAUUUUGAAAGAGGAAGAAAAGUACUUUAAGCAUAUGUUUUCGUUUCAGUCUCCUCCAUCUCCUCUAACCGAAGCUAAUUGUAUGGAUUGUUUUUCUAUUUUUUUCUAUAAUGUAAAAUUAACAGCUGUACAGAAAUACUAAUGUGAAGGCGAAAUUACAGAGGAGGAACUUCUUGAUGCAAUUAAAGCCUUUAAGUCCAGGAAAACUCCAGGGCUGGAUGGCAUACCAGUUGAGGUAUACCAAACCUAUUUUAAUAUACUCAGAGGACCGUUAUUAGCAUGUUUUAACCACUCCUAUGUAAAUGGUAGAUUAUCAGACAUGCAACAAGAAGGUCUGAUUUCAUUAUUACUGAAACAGGAUACAAGUGGGAAAUAUAAAGAUCCAGUCCAUUUAAAAAAUUGGAGGCCCCUUACACUUCAGUUUUGUGAUGCAAAAAUUCUAGCUAAAUGUGUAGUGCAUAGAAUUAAAAAGGUAUUGUCGGACAUUAUUCAUUGUAAUCAGACAAGUUUUUUACAUGGACGAUACAUUGGAGAUAAUAUAAGGCAAGUACUGGAAACAAUAGAACACUAUGAACAAUCUGGGAACCAGGCCUGCUGACUUUGAAAAGGCUUUUGAUAAAGUUCAACUGGAGUUUAUAUACACUACCGUUCAAAAGUUUGGGGUCACAUAGAAAUUUAAUUUUUUCCAUGAAAACAUAAAUUAAAUUAGUUUGAAUAGGAAAUAUAGCAAAAUGAAUAGGAAAUGUAGUCAUUGACAAGGUUAGAAAUAACGAUUUUUAAUUGAAAUAAUAAUUGAAUCCUCCAUUUGCAGCAAUUACAGCCUUGCAGACCUUUGGCAUUCUAGUUGUCAAUUUCUUCAGGUAAUCAGAAGAUAUUUCACCCCUUGCUUCCUGAAGCACCACCCACAAGUUGGAUUGGCUUGAUAGGCACUUCUUACGUACAAUACGGUCAAGCUGCUCCCACAACAGCUCAAUAGGGUUGAGAUCUGGUGACUGUGCUGGCCACUCCAUUAUAGACAGAAUACCAGCUGACUGCUUCUUCCCUAAAUAGUUAUUGCAUAGUUUGGAGCUUUGCUUUGGGUCAUUGUCCUGUUGUAGGAGGAAAUUGGCUCCAAUCAAGCGCCGUCUACAGGGUAUGGCAUGGCGUUGCAAAAUGGAGUGAUAGCCUUCCUUCUUCAAGAUCCCUUUUACCCUGUACAAAUCUCCCACUUUACCACCACCAAACCACCCCCAGACCAUCACAUUGCCUCCACCAUGCUUGACAGAUGGCAUCAAGCACUCCUCCAGCAUCUUUUCAUUUGGUCUGCGUCUCACAAAUGUUCUUCUGUGUGAUCCGAACACCUCAAACUUCGAUUCUUCUGUCCAUAACACUUUUUUCCAAUCUUCCUCUGUCCAGUGUCUGUUCUUUUGCCCAUCUUAAUCUUUUCUUUUUAUUGGCCAGUCUGAGAUAUGGUUUUUUCUUUGCAACUCUGCCUAGAAGGUCAGCAUCCCGGAGUCGCCUCUUCACUGUUGACAUUGAGACUGGUGUUUUGCGGGUAUUAUUUAAUGAAGCUGCCAGUUGAUGACCUGUGAGGCGUCUGUUUCUCAAACUAGACGCUCUAAUGUAUUUGUCCUCUUGCUCAGUUCUGCACCGGGGCCUCCCACUCCUCUUUCUAUUCUGGUUAGAGCCAGUUUGCGCUGUUCUGUGAAGGGAGUAGUACACAGCUUUGUACGAGAUCUUCAGUUUCUUGGCAAUUUCUCGCAUGGAAUAGCCUUAAUUUCUCAGAACAAGAAUAGACUGACGAGUUUCAGAAGAAAGUUAAUUGUUUCUGGCCAUUUUGAGCCUGUAAUCGAAUCCACAAUUGCUGAUGCUCAAGAUACUCAACUAGUCUCAAGAAGGCCAGUUUUAUUGCUUCUUUAAUCAGCACAACAGUUUUCAGCUGUGCUAACAUCAUUGCAAAAGGGUUUUCCAAUUAUCAAUUAGCCUUUUAAAAUGAUAAACUUGGAUUAGCAAACACAACGUGCCAUUGGAACACAGGACUGAUGGUUGCUGAUAAUGGGCCUCUGUACACCUAUGUAGAUAUUCCAUAAAAAAUCAGCCGUUUCCAGCUACAAUAGCCAUUUGCAACAUUAACAAUGUCUACACUGUAUUUCUGAUCAAUUUGAUGUUAUUUUAAUGGACAAAAAAAAUGCUUUUCUUUCGAAAACAAGGACAUUUCUAAGUGACCCCAAAGUUUUGAAUGGUAGUGUGUAUAUAUGCCUGGAACAUUUCUAUUUUGGAGAAUCUGUUAUAAAAUGGGUUAAAAUGAUGUUACCCUAGGUGUAAAAUAGUAAAUAAUCGCUACUUCUCAGAAAGUGUCAAGAGGAGUAAAACAAGGUUGUCCACUAUCUGCAUAUUUAUUUAUUAUGGCCAUCGAAAUGUUAGCUAUUAAAAUCAGAUCCAACAAUAAUAUCAAGGGAUUAGAAAUCCAGGGCUUAAAAACAAAGGUGUCAUUGUACGCUGAUGAUUCAUGUUUUCUUUUAAUUCCACAACUUGGAUCCCUCCACAGCCUCAGAGGAUCUAGAUAAUAUUUCUAAUCUCUCUGGAUUACAGCCAAAUUUUGAUACAUUUACUAUAUUAAGUAUUGAAUCACUAAAAAAUACAACUUUUACAUUACCAUGUAGUUUACCAAUAAAAUGGUUUGAUGAUGAUGUGGAUAUACUCGGUAUACAUAUCCCGAAAGAAAGAAAUGAUCUCACUCCAAUCAAUUUUAAUUGAAAGUUAGCAAAAAUAGAUAAGAUCUUGCUACCAUGGAAAGGUAAAUACCUGUCUAUUUGUGGAAAAAUUACCCUGAUUAACUCUUUAGUAACUAUUUACUUAUGGUAUUGCCUAUGCCUGAUCCUGGCGCCGAUGAAGAUGGGGCCUCACGACUAGCUCUAGGAAACUUUGCAGUAUUUUUUUUUAAUGUAUUAUUUUUUACAUUAUUAGCUCAGAAAGUGUUUUGCAUCAUUACAUACAGCCGGGAAAAACGAUUGGAUAUCAGAGCGGCGGUAACUCACCAGCAUUACGACCAGGAAUACGACUUUCCCAAAGCAGAUCCUUUGUUUGCUCUCCCUAGGGCAACUGAACUGAUUCCAGCGGCUGACCCAAAACAUCGCCGGCGGAGGAGAUGCACUCGGAGCGGCCUGCUGGUUCGACUUAGGAGGCGCAUACCACCCACCACUUCCAAGUAUCCUACUCGCUAAUGUUCAAUCUUUGGUUAACAAAGUCGACGAACUACGGGCAAGGAUUUCUUUCCAGAGAGACAUCAAGGCCUGUAAACUACUCUGUUUCACGGAAACAUGGCUCUCUUGGGAUAUUCUGUCGAAAUCGGUCCAGCCAGAUGGGUUCUCAGUUCAUCGCGCAAACAGGAAUAAAUAUCUCUCCGGGAAGCAGAAGGGCGGAGGUGUGUGUUUCAUGAUUAAUGACUCAUGGUGUAAUUGUAGUAACAUACAGGAACUCGAGUCCUUCUGUUCACCCGACCAAGAAUAUCUCACAAUCAAAUGCCGACCGUAUUAUCUCCCAAGAGAAUUUUCUUCGGUUAUAGUCACAGCUGUGUAUAUCCCCCUCAAGCCGAUACCACGGCCCUCAAAGAACUUCACUGGACUUUAUGCAAACUGGAAACCACAUAUCCUGAGGCUGCAUUUAUUGUAGCCUGGGAUUUUAACAAAGCAAAUUUGAGGACUAGGCUGCUGAAAUUCUAGCAACAUAUCGACUGUUGUACUCGCGCUGCUAAAAUCCUCGACCAUUGCUAUUCAAACUUCCGGGAUGGUUAUAAGGCCCUCCCCCGCCCUCCUUUUGGCAAAUCUGACCACGACUCCAUUUUGCUUCUCCCUUCCUAUAGGCAGAAACUCAAACAGGAAGUACCCGUGCUAAGGACUAUUCAACGCUGGUCUGACCAAUCGGAAUCCACGCUUCAAGAUAGUUUUGAUCACGCGGACUGGGAUAUGUUCCGGGUAGCUUCCGAAAAUAAUUUUGACGAAUACACUGAAACAGUGACUGAGUUUAUCAGGAAGUGUUGUGCCCUCUGUGACUAUUAAAACCUACCAUAUCCAGAAACUGUGGAUAGACGGCAGCAUUUGCGCAAAUCUAAAAGCGCGAACCACCGCAUUCAACCAUGGCAAGGUGACUGGGAAUAUGGCAGAAUACAAACAGUGUAGCUACUCACGCCGCAAGGCAAUUAAAGUUAGAUUAGGCAAUUAAAAUCAGUAUAGAGACAAAGUGGAGUCGCAAUUCAACGGCUCAGACACGAGACGUAUGUGGCAGGGUCUACAGACAAUCACGGACUACAAAAAGAAAACCAGCCACGUCGCCGACACCGACAUCUCGCUAAACAAGCUAAACACCUUCUUUGCCCGCUUUGAAGAUAACAUAGUGCCACUGACGAGGCCCACUACCAAGUACUGUGGCCUCUCCUUCUCCAUGGCCGACGUGAUUAAGACAUUUAUGCAUGUUAACCCCCGCAAGGCUGCCGGCCCAGACGGCAUCCCUAGCCGCGUCCUCAGAGCAUGGACAGACCAGCUGGCUGGUGUGUUUAUGGACAUAUUCAAUCUCUCCCUUUCCCAGUCUGCUGUUCCCACAUGCUUCAAGAUGGCCACCAUUGUUCCUGUACCCAAGAAAGCAAAGGUAACUGAACUAAAUGACUAUCACCCUGUAGCACUCACCUCUGUCAUCAUGAAGUGCUUUGAGAGACUAGUCAAGGAUCAUAUCACCUCUACCUUACCUGUCACCCUAGACCCACUUCAAUUUGCUUACCGCCCCAAUAGAUCCACAGGUGAUGCAAUCGCCAUCACACUGCACACUGCCCUAUCCCAUCUGGACAAGAGGAAUACCUAUGUAAGAAUGCUGUUCAUUGACCAUAGCUCAGCAUUCAACACCAUAGUACCCUCCAAGCUCAUCAUUAAGCUUGAGGACCUGGGUCUGAACCCCGCCCUGUGCAACUGGGUCCUGGACUUCCUGACGGGCCGCCCCCAGUUGGUGAAGGUAGGAAACAACAUAUCCACUUCGCUGAUCCUCAACACUGGGGCCCCACAAGGGUGCGUGCUCAGCCCCCUCCUGUACUCCCUGUUCACACAUGACUGCGUGGCCAAGCACACUUCCAACUCAAUCAUCAAGUUUGCAGACGACACAACAGUAGUAGGCUUGAUUACCAACAAUGGCGAGACCGCCUACAGGGAGGAGGUGAGGGCUCUGGGAGUGUAGUGCCAGGAAAAUAACCUCUCACUCAACAUCAACAAAACAAAGGAGAUCUUGGGAAUUGUACAAUAAAAAUUCUGCAGCAUUGAAGGUCCCCAAGAGCACAGUGGCCUCCAUCAUUCUUAAAUGGAUGAAGUUUGGAACCACAAAGACUCUUCCUAGAGCUGACUGCCCGGCCAAACUGAGCAAUCAGGAGAGAAGGGCCUUGGUCAGGGAGGUGACCAAGAACCCGAUAGUCACUCUGACAGAGCUCCAGAGUUCCUCUGUGAUGAUGGGAGAACCUUCCAGAAGGACAACCAUCUCUGCAGCACUCCACCAAUCAGGCCUUUAUGGUAGAGUGGCCAAACAGAAGCCACUCCUCAAUAAAAGGCACAUGACAGCCCGCUUGGAGUUUGCCAAAAGGCCCCUAAAGGACUCUCAGACCAUGAGAAACAAGAUUCUCUGGUCUGAUGAAACCUAGAUUGAACUCUGGGACUGGGAGACUAGUCAGGAUCGAGGGAAAGAAGAACGGAGCAAAGUACAGAGAGAUCCUUGAUGAAAACCUGCUCAGGACCUCAGACUGGGGCGAAGGUUCACCUUCCAACAGGACAACGACCCUAAGCACACAGCCAAGACAACGCAGGAGUGGCUUCGGGACAAGUCCCUGAAUGUCCUUGUGUGGUCCAGUCAGAGCCCGGACUUGAAUCCGAUCAAACAUCUCUGGAGAGACCUGAAAAUAGCUGUGCAGCAACGCUCCCCACCCAAACUGACAGAGCUUGAGAGGAUCUGCAGAGAAGAAUGGGAGAAACUCCCCAAAUACAGGUGUGCCAAGCUUGUGGCGUUAUACGCAAGAAGACUCAAGGCUGUAAUCGCUUCCAAAGGUGCUUCAACAAAGUACUGAGUAAAGGGACUGAAUAGUUAUGUUAAUGUAAUAUUUACGUUUAUUAAUUUUUUUAUACAUUUGCAAAAAAAUCUAAAAACCUGUUUUUACUUUGUCAUUAUGGGGUAUUGUGUGUAGAUUGAGGGGGGAAAAAACUAUUUAAUCUAUUUUAAAAUAAAGCUGUAACGUAACAAAAUAUGGAAAAAGUCAGGGAGUCUGAAUAUAUCUGAGAGAUAUAAGGAAGAUCAGGAAUAAAUUUUUUGGGAUACAUAUUUAACCCCUUUUUUUGUGGGGGGGGGGACGGGGGGGGGGACGGACACAUUUAACUACUUCCAUGUAUACUUCCAUUCAUUUUUGAAACUCUUACCGGGCUACCUUCAGACAAGUCUUGUGAGGCCUGUGGUUGUCCUAGAGCAAAACAACUGACAUGUAUGUGGUCGUAAGAGGGGCCAUAUUAGUGUGUAGCCCAAACUGUUCAGACGCUACAAACAGAAGUUGGCAGAUUGGCGAUAUCGACUUCAAACGAGUCCCAGGAUGCUUAUGGGGGUAGAGAGCCUUAUCUCUCCAUAGAGGGUUCAUAAUAGUUUUUGUCGGCCAAACCGUUGAGACGCUACAGACGUUUUCGUGAGAAGUCCGAUUUUCGGGAUGUCUCCUGGUCUGACAAACACCUCUCUAGCUCUGCCACCUUUCACCGCAGAUGCGGAUGGCCGACAUCGGUGGAUGUUGUGGAUUGAGACGCAGCCCAUGCAAAAAAGCAUAUCUAGCUUAUUAUGCUAAUUUGAUUUCCGCAGGGGUGUGGACAACGACUCUAGGCGGUUUAAAGGACCUCCCUAACAGCCAUGUCUCUGUGUCCUUUCCCUGUGUAGUGCAUACGUCUAAAGACACAAGGGUGAUGUUUCUGAAUGAGGUGGUGCUAGGGAAGGAGCACACCAUCACUAAGGACGACAACUCCCUGAGGAAGGCUCCUGCGGGCUACGACAGCGUGGUGGCUAGAGGACAGGUGGAACCAGGUACAGCACCACCACUCACAGCUCACCCCUGGUCUAAGACCAACUCACUCCCUUACCCUGGUGACAAUAUCCAUUCACUGUUAUUGUCUCAGCCAUGGCCAGUCUGUCUCCAUAUAUACUCUAAUGAAGUGGUCACUGUAUGUCUAAACAUCUGGUAGAUGGUCAGACGAAAUCCAGAAGAAGGCAUCAGUAUGGUUGUGUAGUAAACACUGUUGUGUUGUUUCAGACCCGUCCAAGGACAUCUUCCUGACUCUGGAUAGUAAGCAGGUGGCUGUGCCUCAGGGUAAACCCACCAAGCAGCCCCAGUACAAGGACAGCUACUUCUGCAACAGUGAGUACCUGGUCUACAAGGAGAACCAGUGUCGCAUCCGCUACCUGCUGGAGCUCAAGUUUUAA
Coregonus sp. 'balchen' is the source of this 12976-nucleotide messenger RNA. The record is from the annotation of a GenBank genome assembly. Lineage: Eukaryota; Metazoa; Chordata; Actinopteri; Salmoniformes; Salmonidae.